This is a messenger RNA of Neurospora hispaniola, 488 nucleotides long. RefSeq lists its product as uncharacterized. Bases 125 to 304 code for a protein of 59 amino acids. The record is from RefSeq and is a predicted model, not a curated record. The transcript has a single exon. NCBI's taxonomy places the organism in Eukaryota, Fungi, Ascomycota, Sordariomycetes, Sordariales, Sordariaceae.
CAAGCGGCGCCUGGAGUCUAUUGACGUUUUUUUUUUUUUCUUUUGAGGUGUUUGCAACAUGCUUUCUGUGUUUGAGCGUGAUUACUGGUAUUGGGGCAACUGACAUUAUCGACAUCUCUGCGACAUGGAGGACAUGUCGUCCUUGAUACAUGGGCACAUGAUGAUGCCUUCAGAGAUUUGCGGGUACAAUGCCUCAAGGUUCUCGGGUGCUUGGCAUAGACUGACCAACAAAAAACGACUGUCUGCGAUACCACAGAGGGCAUCUCUUGCGAUUGUAUUAGAGGGGAAAAUCUUGUUCAGCUAAGGUGUUCAGUUGACACGAGCAAAGACAGUAUAAGUGACACCGCAGCACUCGCUUGGCUCAUAAACUCGUCUCCCUGGUCUAUCUCCCGAACGUCUUGACUAGGAAGCAUUCAGUCCCGGGCUAUUAUACCAUGUGAUGGUACAGUACCCAACGAGGUGGGAUGUUGUGAUGGCCCAGUUACCCU